Molecule: messenger RNA, 5358 nt
Organism: Sapajus apella (tufted capuchin)
Lineage: Eukaryota; Metazoa; Chordata; Mammalia; Primates; Cebidae
Gene: ITPRIP
Product: inositol 1,4,5-trisphosphate receptor interacting protein
Exons: 2
Coding region: 1508-3166 (552 amino acids)
Cellular component (GO): membrane
Molecular function (GO): protein kinase inhibitor activity
Source: RefSeq, a predicted model, not a curated record
UAACCAGGUUUAGAAACGACGGCUUCCGAGAGCAUCCGGUCACCGUUGUCCUUUGUGCCUGGUUAAAUCCAGAGAAAAGCAAUCAGGCAUUUGUGUAUCACAAAAGUUAGUGAGUUAUUUUAAUCCUUUUAAGCUGCAAAAGGGAAAAAGGCUGGCGUUAUGUCUCGAUUUAUAUUUUCCUCCAAGAGACCGGCCCCAGGAAUUCUGCCACUUGUAAAACGCGCCGCAGAAAACACUCCCGACUUGUAAUAACUUAACCCCUUCCGCUCCGUGGCUUAGAACGACUUUUAAGGGCGUCCUCUCCGCGCCCCUGUCCCCUCUCUCCAGUUUACUCCAGUAGCCUGCUUCCGUCUCUCCCAGCCACUCUCCAGUUCUGCCGUGCCGUUGGAGUCUCUGGGAGCUCACUGGACAGAUCUUCCCGGCGGAUCCUGGGCCCAACCACCGAAACCCACGCGGUCCUCCUUAAAGAGCUUCCGCAGCCGCGGUUGGAGGCGGGUGUUUUGUUCUUAUAAGGAGGAAAAAGUUUUUGUGACAUCCAGGAAAUGAGUAACUGAAGUCCUGUAGAGCCAGCCGACGGAGGCCAGAAGGCGGGAGCCAGCCGGGGCAUCUUCCCCCGCGCCCCUCUAAGUGCCUGGCCGCAUGCUCCGCCGCAGCCGCCUGCAAGCAGCGGCGCCCCGGCCCCCGACCCGCGCGCAAAGCCUGUGCUGGAGCGGUUCUCCCGCGGGGGGGACCAGGGACCGGAGACCCAGGCCAGUCGUAAGUCCCGGGCCAGCCUACUGUGCUGAAGGAAGAAGGGCGCGAUGGAGACCGCGAGCUGGGAGGAGCUGUGCCGGGGAUGGCUGCCGCGAGCGGGGGCGCCUGCUCGGCCCUCGGGUGGGGGCUGACUUUGGAGACCCUCUUACAGCGCGCCUGCCCAGGCGGGCGCAUUGUCUCCUGGCGGUCACGCGUCCUGCUCCGGCCGCACGGGGGUGCGUCCAGGGCGCUCGCUGCAGCUAGGGCUGCGGGCGGCUUUUCCUUGCGCGGGGAGCCUCGGGGCCCAGAGCGGGACCACGUUUUUGUUCCUAGCGCCCGGGCAAUCCGUUACUUCUCACAUCAGAGCAGAGCGCUACCGCAGAAAGAAAAGCCGGUUCCCCUGCUCAUAUUUGCCGCCCCCUUUUCCCUGUCCUCUUCCCUCCUUUCCUGUAAGAAAGGAACAGGAGUGAGGUUGUUUUUUUCUCGGUUCAGGGUAGUGAAGUUAUGGGGCUGCUUCAGGCCGGAUAAAGUCCCCGCCGCUUCCUCUUUCGGGUCUGUUAGUAGACCAGACCCCAUACUCUGCAGACUUUCUCAUGGGACUGCAAAUAACUCUCUGCCACUUCACCCCUAACCCCACCCUCAACCCCCUCCCUGUGACUUUGCCAUUCUGGCUGCCAGGUGAAGACUCAAGGAGUUCCAGGGCCGGACUCCCCAUCCAAAACGCUCUUUCUCUUAAAAAAAAAAAUGACGCGGACUAGUAAGGAAAGCUCAGACCAUGGCCAUGGGGCUCUUCCGCGUGUGUCUGGUGGUGGUGACGGCCAUCAUCAACCACCCGCUGCUGUUCCCGCGGGAGAACGCCACAGUGCCCGAGAAUGAGGAGGAGAUCAUCCGCAAGAUGCAGGCACACCAGGAGAAGCUGCAGCUGGAGCAGCUGCGCCUGGAGGAGGAAGUGGCGCGGCUGGCAGCUGAGAAGGAGGUGCUGAAACAUGUGGCAGAGGAGGGCAGGCAGCAGAAUGAGACACGCGCGGCCUGGGACCUCUGGAGCACCCUCUGCAUGAUCCUCUUCCUGAUGAUCGAGGUGUGGCGGCAGGACCACCAGGAGGGGCCCUCCCCUGAGUGCCUGGGCGGUGAGGAGGAUGAGCUGCCUGGGCUGGGGGGCGCCCCCUUGCAGGGCCUCACCCUGCCCAACAAGGCCACGCUUGGCCACUUUUAUGAGCACUGCAUCCGGGGGGCCACAGCCGACGCUGCCCGUACCCGGGAGUUCCUGGAAGGCUUCGUGGAUGACUUGCUGGAAGCCCUGAGGAGCCUCUGCAAUCGUGACACCGACAUGGAGGUGGAGGACUUCAUUGGCGUGGACAGCAUGUACGAGAACUGGCAGGUGGACAGGCCGCUUCUGUGCCACCUUUUUGUGCCCUUCACACCCCCCGAGCCCUACCGCUUCCACCCAGAGCUCUGGUGCUCCAGCCGUUCAGUGCCCCUGGAUCGCCAGGGCUACGGCCAGAUCAAGGUGGUCCGUGCCGACGGGGACACCCUGAGCUGCAUCUGCGGCAAGACCAAGCUCGGGGAAGAUAUGCUGUGUCUCCUGCACGGCAGGAACAGCACGGUGCCCCCCUGCGGCGACAUGGAGAACCUGCUGUGUGCCACGGAUUCCAUGUACCUGGACACGAUGCAGGUCAUGAAGUGGUUCCAGACGGCCCUCACCAGAGCCUGGCACGGCAUUGCCCACAAGUACGAGUUUGACCUGGCCUUUGGCCAGCUGGACAGCCCGGGCUCCCUGAAGAUCAGGUUCCGCUCAGGGAAGUUCAUGCCCUUCAACCUGAUUCCUGUGAUCCAGUGUGAUGACUCGGACCUGUACUUCAUCUCCGACCUUCCCAGGGAGCCAUCCGAGGGCACCCUGGCCUCCAGCACAGACUGGCUCCUGUCCUUUGCUGUCUACGAGCGCCGCUUCCUCAAGACAACACUGAAGGCGCUGCCCGAAGGCGCCUGCCACCUCAGCUGCCUGCAGAUCGCCUCCUUCCUGCUCUCCAAGCAGAGCCGCCUGACCGGCCCCAGCGGGCUCAGCAGCUACCACCUGAAGACCGCCCUGCUGCACCUCCUGCUCCGCCGGCGGGCGGCCGACUGGAAGGCGGGGCAGCUGGACGCUCGACUGCAUGAGUUGCUCUGCUUCCUGGAGAAGAGCUUGCUGGAGAAGAAGCUCCACCACUUUUUCAUCGGCAACCGCAAGGUGCCCGACGCUAUGGGCCUCCCGCAGGCAGUGCUCAAGGCGGAGCCCCUCAACCUCUUCCGACCCUUUGUCCUGCAGCGAAGUCUCUACCGUAAGACACUGGACUCCUUCUAUGAGAUGCUCAAGAAUGCCCCUGCACUCAUUAGUGAGUAUUCCCUACAUGUCCCCUUGGACCAUGCCAGCCUGCCCCAAAAAGCCAACGUCCUGUAGAGCAUGUGGGACUCUGUAAGCUAGGAUGAGGGCAUUCCUCACAGUCACACUCCUGGUGACAUCUGCCAGCGCUGUCCUGGGGACAAGGCGGGCUUUCGUGGGAGCCGUGCUCAGCCUGCCAGGAAGCCAGGCCCUACAGUGCAGAGGAAACAGAAUUUCAACAGGAAGCUGGUACCAUUGGGAUCUGUUGGUAAAGCUGUCAUUUGGGUUUAGGGACUGAUCCCCUGCAGUUUACUUCUGGAUCAUCAUGAAUGGCCAAGAUGGCCGCAGAACAUGCAGUGGACCCUGAGUUGGAAACAGUGCAGAUGUUGGAUUUGGUGUUAAUUCUUUUUGCAUCCCAGAUCCAGUCUGUACUUGAGUAUCAGCAGAGGAUCCAUGAGAAGGCUGACGGGGAACUGUGUUAAGACCCAGCACCGGUAUUCCCAGCCCUUGGCCUGACCGUCUGCAGCCAGAGCACUAACAGGGACAGAUGUGGGAAUGUCCAUCUUUACUACACAACCUGCAUGACAGCGGUCCCACCAUGGCUGCCACUUUUUUAUAUUAUUUGGAGAAAAGACCUUGUGUAGAUUCGGGUCCCGAGUGACUAACAUCUCUGUCACAUGGAAAUGGGUACUUGGUGGCAUAGAGAAACACGGCCACUUUUUCAGCUACACUGCUCUCUCAGGUGCACCCCCUUCUGCUGUCCCUUCCCCAACAUACUGGGUCCUGAGCGUGGUGGGUGUCAUUUGCCAUGCUGGGUGUCAGCUCAGCGGCCCCACAUCUCUCUUGAUUCUCUCCAAAGGGGAAGACAGAUGCUGAAGGUGGAAGCUCACCUGGAGAAGGAGACACACAGGGUGACUGGGGCAAAGGACAGCUGGAAAAGCAGCUCUGUCACUUCUUUAUUGGCAUCUGCAAGGCUCCUGAGGUCAUGGCAUUCCCAGAGGGUGUGUGCAGGGUCAAACCUCUCUAUGUCUUCUGGCCCUGCGUCCUGCAGUGAAGUCUCUACUGUAAGACAGUGGACUCCUUCUGUGAGGUGCUCAAGAAUGCUACUCGUGUGGUGGGUUCUGGCUUGCAGCCUGGCCCAGUUCACAGAAAGUUGCAGAGAUCAGGAGCCAGGAUGUCAUAACCCUGGGUUGUCCUCAGGGUCCCAAUCCUAGGGCAGGGUGUGUGGAAGCAAGAGCUACUGUGGAAACCCAGCUCCGGUCUGCAGCCUCUGAGCCCCUAGUUCCUCACUCCAGCGGGGCUCCCUCACUGCAAAGAACCCACCCCUCCUGUGUGGGCAUGCCUGACCACACAGAGGACCCAGACCCAAAGAGCCGGGCAGAGUCUCUGUGGUUGGAGCUGGGCUUCAUCUCCAGGUCUGUGGUUCAGGCGGAUCAGGAAGCCUCUUCUCCACCUGUGGCUUCACUGGCCCUUUGAGAUUUCCUAUUUCACCAUCACUUCAGUUACCCUUGCAGAGGGCCAGGGAGUUGAGAAUGUACCUGUGCUCUCCCUCCAGGGUUUAAGCCGGCCAUGCCUUCCAGAGAGCAUAACCAACUUGACAUGGUUUCCCCAUAAACUGAAGGAAGACGAUCCUUCCCCACUCCCCAGAAGUGCUCUCAACCAACCUCAGAAAGCUCGAGAAGAGGGACCCUUUGCCCACUAGGGUGAAUUCCUGGUGGAGCAGCUCAGCUGUGAUCAGGGAAAACCAAACCUAUAGGAAGCCUUCCAGUGUGAGCUGGAGUUAGACUGAACACGCACUUGGGCCUGCCUCUCCCUAGACCCAGCUGCGGGGCACACCAGGAAAGGAACCAGCUCAAGUGUGUCCCUAACAGCAGCCCAGACUACCCCCAACCCCUCACAACCCGACCUUCCUCAUUCCAUCAGAUGUAUCUGCAGAAUCGGGGCAAAUUUCCUUAUUUAUUUAUGGCCCAUGCCUUUCCCCCUCUUCAUCCUGAUCCCGUUUUGCUUUGAAGAGACCCCAAUAACCGGAAAACGGCCUCCAGAAGCCAAAACCAUGCCUGGAUCUCCCACAGCUUCUCCUUUGCUUCCAGGAGAAAGUUCACAGAAAAAAUACCUUCUGGCUUCUUGUUUAUACGGAGACAACAGACCUCGGUGGGGAAACGGGAAUCUUUUCUGUACCAAAGCUGCUACUAAAGCAGAAAGCAGUGGGACUCUUGGUAUUUCAUGCUGCCUUAUUUAUAUUAAAGGAAGAAUUAAAUCUUGCAAGGAGU